CAGUGCUCACCUUUGCUGACUAAGGCAGGUCAGCUGAGGGAUUGUCCCACCCCUGUGACUGCAGGGAUGGACCGGAGGAGAUGGCUCCUGUUGGCUCUGGCUCUGCUCCUGGCCAUCCCUCUCUCAGGAAGUUUCGAGCUCACAUCUCCCAGAAAUGUGGUGGGCAUUGUCGGCCAGGAUACAAUCCUUCCUUGCACCAUCUCUUCCACAAAGCCACUGGACAACCCUGAAGUGCAGUGGAGGAAAAUCACAGAUGGACAUCCAGAGGACAUCUACACAUACAGACACUCUGGUGGUGAACCAGUGCAGAAAUACCGUGGGCGGACAUCAAUGCCAGGGGACGGGUUUUCCACUGGGAACGUGUCCCUGACACUGAAGAACGUCCAGCCAGCAGAUGAAGGGAUGUACAGCUGCACUGUGACAUCCAGGGACUGGAGCGCUUACACGACCACCAAGCUCAGCAUUGCAGGGACUGGGGAAGUGUUCCUUGAAAUUCUGGGCCCCCAAGGAACAGGGCUCAAGCUUGGCUGCAGAUCACACGGAUGGCUCCCUGAACCAACUGUCCAGUGGGUGACAGAGGAUGGGCAGGGUCUGUUUGCAGACACUGAAAUACACCAGGACAGCAGGAAGCUCUUCAGUGUGUGGAGUCGAGUCACAGUGACAGGAGAGGAAGUGGGAAAAGUCACCUGUCAAAUCCUGAACCCCCUGGUGCAGAUGGAGAAGAAAACUACUGUGCGCCUCUCAGGUGCUGCUUUUCCCCGUUUGUCUCCAUUUGUCCCUGCCUUCUGGACAGUACUCACUGUAUUCCUUCUCACACUGGCUGCUGGUGCUGUUCCAGUGUUUCAAGGAAGGUCACUGGAAGCAAAUACUCCACGGGCUGUGGAAUCUGUGCUGCUAAAGGAUCUCCAGCAGCUCUCUCAACAAGUUCAAACUCUGCAGGAAGCUCUCCAGGAAGGGCAGGAGUCCACACAGCGUGACCUUGAGCUCCUCAGAACAGAGCAGCAGAACGCACAAGACAGGACAGUGGAGGCCCUGGAAUCCACGCGGCUGAAAGAGCACCAGGAGCUCUGCCAGCAGAUUCAAAGCCUUCAGCAAGCUUUGCAGAAUGUGCAGGACUGCACACAGCGGGACCUGAAGAUCUUCAAAACAGACCUGGAGAACCAGCUAGGAAGGUCACUGGAGGCAAAUACCACAAGGGCUGUGGAAUCUGUGCAGCUGAAAGAUCUCCAGCAACUCUACCAGAAAAUGCAAGCUCUGCAGAAAGCUUUCCAGAAAGGACAGGAAUCCACACAGUGUGACCUUCAGAUCAUCAGAACAGACCUGGGGAAAAAACAAGACCUUUCAGAACUGCGGUUCUACGAAGUGUUUGUCACCCUGGACGCUUCCACGGCUCAUCCCAGAUUGGGAAUAUCUGCGGAUGGGACGAGAGUGAUGGACACUGGUGUCAGCAGAGACUUGCCUAGGAAUGAGAAGAGAUUUGAUUCCCAUCUGUUUGUGUUGGCAAAGGAAGGAUACACAUCUGGGAGACACUACUGGGAAGUUGUUGUUGGGAGAAGAAGCAGCUGGGCCGUGGGUGUUGCCCGGGAAUCUGUGACUCGCAAAGGGCCCUUGACUCUGUGCCCUAAGAACGGCUUCUGGGUCAUAGGGUUGGCAGAUGGGCGAGACUAUUGGGCCUACACUGAUCCUUGGACCUAUCUGAGUGUGAGUGGGAAGUUGCAAAGGGUUGGAAUCUUCCUGGACAUCCCAGCCAAGCAGGUGACUUUUUACGACGUUGAUAGGAGAGACGCUCUGUUCGCUUUUAGCACUGCUGAUGGCAGCAGCCAGAAGGGGAAAUGCAUUCCCUUCUUCUCUACGUGCCCUGCUACUACCAACCCUGACCCUGAGCCUCUGGUAAUAGUGUAGUUUUGUGAUGAUGAUGAUGAAUAGCUCACUGUGCAUUUCAGAGGUCAGUAAUGUACAGCCAGCGACCCAAUGACAGUGUAAUGAGGCUGCUGCCUAAUUUGUGUCUCCUGAACAAAGCUAAUGAAAGAGAGGACAGAUCUGUCAUGCUGGUCAGCUCUGAGGGUUUUUACAUUAUGCAUCAGAAUGAAAAAAAU
Messenger RNA from Myiozetetes cayanensis, 2096 nucleotides. Its product is annotated as butyrophilin subfamily 1 member A1-like. The record is from RefSeq and is a predicted model, not a curated record. Bases 67 to 1902 code for a protein of 611 amino acids. NCBI's taxonomy places the organism in Eukaryota, Metazoa, Chordata, Aves, Passeriformes, Tyrannidae. The transcript has 10 exons. Gene Ontology annotation, molecular function: protein binding.